Molecule: messenger RNA, 1440 nt
Organism: Manis pentadactyla (Chinese pangolin)
Lineage: Eukaryota; Metazoa; Chordata; Mammalia; Pholidota; Manidae
Product: olfactory receptor 8S1-like
Exons: 2
Coding region: 1-1440 (479 amino acids)
Biological process (GO): G protein-coupled receptor signaling pathway
Cellular component (GO): membrane
Molecular function (GO): G protein-coupled receptor activity; olfactory receptor activity
Source: RefSeq, a predicted model, not a curated record
AUGGCCCUGGGGAACCACAGCGCCGUCACGGAGUUCAUUCUCCUGGGGCUGUCUGCAGACCCCCGUGUUCAGCCCCUGCUCUUUGUGCUGUUCCUAAUGAUUUACCUCCAGACCCUGCUGGGGAACCUGAUGCUGCUGCUGGUGAUCAGGUCUGAUUCCUGCCUCCACACCCCCAUGUACUUCUUCCUGAGUCACCUCUCUUUCCUGGAUCUUUGUUUCUCUUCGGCUACAGUGCCCAAGCUGCUGGAGAACCUCCUGUCUCAGAGGAAAACCAUCUCUGACCAGGGUUGCCUGGCUCAAGUUUUUUUUCUGUUUGACUCGGGGGGCCCUGACGCCUGUCUGCUCUCAGUGAUGGCCUAUGACUGCUACGUUGCCAUCUGCCACCCUCUGCUCUAUGGCCAGAAGAUAACCAACAAGCUCUGUAUUGGGCCAGUAUGGGGCUCCUGGGGCCUGGGAUUUCUGGACACAUUGAUCAACAUCCUUCUAGCGACGAGCUCAGACUGCUGUAAGGAUCAGUCCAUCACCAACUACAGCUGUGAGCUGCCCUCUCUCUUCCCUCUGUUCUGCUCUGAUGUCUUCACCAACUUUACUAUUCUGCUCUGCUCCAGCCUCCCGCAUGGGCUUGUAACAUGUGUCCUAAUUGUCUGUUCCUAUACUCCUAUUGUUUCCACCAUCCUGAGCAUCAGCUCCUCCUCAGGUAGAAGCAAGGCCUUCUCCACCUUCUCCUCCCACCUCACUGCUGUCCUCCUGUUUUAUGGCUCAGUUUUCCUUCGUUAUAUCACACCAACCACAGGUUCACCCCUGGAGUUGAUGUUCUCUGUUCUGUAUGGUGUGGUCACUCCCUUAGUGAAUCCCCUCAUCUACAGCUUGAAGAACAAGGAGGUGAAAGCAGCUUCUCUCCAAAAGGCCUUGGGGAACCACAGCAAAAUUACUGAGUUCAUCCUCCUGGGGCUGUCUGCAGACCCCCACAUCCAGGCCCUGCUCUUUGUGCUGUUCCUAGUCAUUUACCUCCUGACUUUGAUGGGAAACCUCACAAUGCUGUUGGUGAUCAGGACUGAUUCUCACCUCCACAUGCCCAUGUACUUCUUCCUGAAUCACCUCUCUUUCCUGGAUCUUUGCUACUACUCAGUCACUGUGCCCAAGCUGCUGGAAAACCUCCUGUCUCAGAAGGAAACCAUCUCUGUGGGGGGCUGUCUGUCUCAGGUCUUCUUUCUGUUUGUCACUGGGGGCACUGAAGGCUGCCUGCUCUCAGUAAUGGCCUAUGACCGCUAUGUUGCCAUCUGCCACUCUCUGCACUACGGACAGAUUAUGACCAACCGGCUCUGUAAUAGUCUGGUGUGUGGAUCCUGGGGCCUGAGCUUUGUGGAUGCAUUCAUCAACAUCCUACAGGCUAUGAGUUUGGACUUCUGUGAGAAUCAGUCCAUCUACCACUACAGCUGA